This is a messenger RNA of Eremothecium gossypii ATCC 10895, 672 nucleotides long. RefSeq names its product haloacid dehalogenase superfamily protein. NCBI's taxonomy places the organism in Eukaryota, Fungi, Ascomycota, Saccharomycetes, Saccharomycetales, Saccharomycetaceae. The record is from RefSeq and is marked provisional. The coding region runs from base 1 to 672 and encodes 223 amino acids. The transcript has a single exon. Gene Ontology annotation, molecular function: phosphatase activity.
AUGGACGGUCUCUUAAUUAACACUGAGGAUAUCUACACUGUCGCAAUCUCGAAACUGUUAGCGCAAUUUGACAAAGGGCCGUUAACAUGGGAUGUCAAGAUCCGACUACAGGGAUUGCCGGGACGUGAGGCCGCGCAAAAGCUAAUUGACCAUUAUGACUUGCCAUUAACAUGGGAAGAAGUCGAAAAGCGCAAUAUUGCAUUACAGGAUGGGCUAUGGAAAGACAGCGCAUUGCUUCCUGGAGUUGGCAAGCUGAUAAAUUACCUGAAGGCUAGGGACAUUCCAAUAGCAGUGUGCACUAGUUCCAGUCGCUUGAAAUUUGAGGGCAAGACAGCUCAUCUGCGGGAUGUUUUUGACAAGUUUGAUAUUGUAGUCACUGGAGAUGACGAACGGAUUCCCCAAGGAAGAGGUAAGCCUUUUCCCGACAUCUGGCAACUUGGGUUAAAGUUACUAAAUGACAACUUUGGUGCAUCUAUCUUACCUGCCGAGUGCUUGGUUUUCGAGGAUGGCAUCCCUGGUGUCGAAUCAGGGAAAGCAUUUGGGGCUUAUGUAGUCUGGGUCCCCCACCCAGAAUCCCUGUCAGUGACGGGCGACACGAGCGCUGUAAUUUCGGGUAAAGGUGAGAUGCUACGGUCCUUAGAGCAUUUUAAGCCCGCUGAAUUCGGUCUCUGA